This is a messenger RNA of Lethenteron reissneri (Far Eastern brook lamprey), 5644 nucleotides long. RefSeq lists its product as uncharacterized. Lineage: Eukaryota; Metazoa; Chordata; Hyperoartia; Petromyzontiformes; Petromyzontidae. The record is from RefSeq and is a predicted model, not a curated record.
UUUUAUUACGCAACGACAACUUUCCGGUGCAUGUAUACGACGAUUGUUUUACUGCAGGCGGCGCUUGCAUGCUUUGUUUACUAAAUGCGUUGUAUGUACACUAUGUUAAAAGUGUUAAUCUCGCGUUCCACGUAUCGGAGGUUAUCGCCAAUUUAUUUUUUGUAUUGUGAUAACGCUUGGCCAGUGGUGUGCAAGCAACCAACGAUGGCCCUGUUAUCUACUACCUCUCUGUGAAGAAGGGCUAUUGCCUGAAACGUCGCCUAUUACACGCUCGUUUCUUCUUAAAGUCCCACUGUUAUUGACAAAUGUGUUGCGUUGGUUGACUUAACGUGGGAUGAUUCGGGUUAAAUGCCUUCACUGUUACCGUAUUGUCCGGAUUAUAAGACGCUCUGGAAAGUAAGUCUCGUCAGGUCUCAAUAAAUGUCCACAGAUCUGGGGGCAUAUUUGAUUUGUUCCAAGGGUGAUCCCGUUUAGCCAGCUUUUCGGCUAUGUGGUGCAUGAGCACAGCAAUAACAAAAAGACAAAAACAUGAAUAUUGCAGAGGAGUUAAGGAAUUGCAAACGUGGGAGCAAGAUGCCCCAGAAACAGAGUUAGGUACAGGUGCUGGUAACCUCUGUGUGUUGGUCUGAUAGGGAAGUAAAUAAGUGGAGUGAAGGUAGGGAACUAAGCUGUAGAUUAGAGGCAAGGGUAUUCCAGAUCUGGUCUCAUGCCGGAUCUUAAGACGCACCUCCCAACUUUUCUUUAAAAUGCGGAAAAGUGCGUCUUAUAACCCGGAUAAUCGGGUAUUUGGGAUUCAGUAUGGUUCAUUUGUGGAUUGUUACGGGUUGGAGAUGGAGCAAUGAAAUCAGUUCGUGUGUAGAUGCUAGGUGGAUUGUCACAUCGCAAGAUUGAGGAGGCCUUCAUUCAGCAGUGGAUUGACCGUGGCUGAUGAGAGGGUUCACUUUGACUUAAAUGGGGAAGACGAAACAAAAGCGACCGAAGGAGGUGCAGUCGUUAACUAUGGAAGCCUUCUGCACUCGCAAACGUAGCAAAGCGGUGCCCUCAGAGGCCCUGGCUCAGGUGGCACCCGCGAAAUCGCCAGACCAUUCUCAGAACCUCAACAAUAAAGACACCGGCGCACCCAGCUCAGAGAACCAUGGCCCAGACAGAAAGGCCAACGACCCCAGCAGCAGCGACAGUGGCAGCAGGCGCACCUCAGGGCCAUCCAGAAAGCGCUUGGGUGACCGGCGAAAGCAUAUAUGGCGGAAGACACACAGGGAACGAAACCACUCCUCCCGCACGUUCCUUCAGCGCGGUGCUAGCAAGGUGACGGGCAUGGUGGCCGGGGAGGAGACCGGCAGUAAACGCUGCCAGGCAACAUUGCACAAGCCCAGCAGGAAAGAGAUAAAUGAGAGAGGAAAUCAAGCAGAGCCCAUGGUCGUCAAUCCAAUGCAGAGGACAGUCCUGUGUGACAUGCAGAACACGUGCCAGCUGAUCACGCAGAACACGUGCCAGCUGAUCACGCAGAACCGGCUCACGCAGCGCUUGGGACUUUUCAGCCAGAUGGUGGAGUCAAAAGAUAUCAACAAUUUGCAGGCCCAAGCAGCAGUUAAACCGUCCAAGACAAGAGGUGCUAAGAGUGAUAUGUGCCACAGAAAGAUACGGAAAGCGAAGCGGGAUGAAUCUCUCAGGUCGACUGCGCUUCAGUCCAAGGUGAUCGUUGAAUUGAUCAAAUCUCCUUCAGAAUUUUUACAAAUGGAGUCUGUGAGCCACAGCACGCCUCUUAGCUCGGCACGAGACAGAGCCUCUUUGUGUUCUUCUCUGCAAGGUUCACAGCUCGCAGCCGGCCAUGCGGAACGUGCUCACAGAAAUUCCAAAGCUUGCGAGGAGCCUGGCACAGAUGAAAGGGCUACAAAGACCCGCUCCACAGCAGAAAGCCUCAGGUCGCACACUGGUGUGGGCAGAAAGAAAAAGAAGAAUAAAAGGCACAAACACCAGGAGAAGCCAGAGUUAACCAGAGACAAAGAGAAAAUGAGUUGUUGCCCAAAAGAGACAGGCGGGGCUGACAACGAAUGCAUUGACUCUGGAUACUGGGACACAGAUACAGUGAGUUUGAUAUUUAAAGCUGCAAAAACCGUGCAGCACUUCUUGGAAUCUCGCACUUACUUCCCAGAUCGGCGCUUGGCGUUGGAGCACCGGCGCGUCCUCGUUUCAUGUAUAAAAUCAUCGCAACAUCUUGAAGGUCCAAGCCUUGGACGGAUGUCCUUUCCCGGGGUGGCGCCACCACCUACUCAGGUGAUAAAGGGACCCGACGCUCCGAAUGGUGCACCCCCGCCUAUGGUUCAGUCGCAGAGAGGGUUCUUUGAAAGGGGGCGAGAAACCAGUGCUUGCUACCAAAUGUCUGUAAGUGAAGUCAAAUGAUUGUCUGUUUUAUAACUCCCACCAUCACUGUUGAUUAUAGAUUGUUCUUUUGAAUCCAAUGCCAUAGCAUACAACCCACUUUAAAAACGUCACAUUUUUUGGUCAAAUGUUUUAUAUUAGCCUUUUUUCGAUUCAUGUAAGUGAAAAUGUGUAAUUAAGAUUAAGGGAAAACGUGAUGAAUGGCAAAGAAUUUAUAUUCACUGUUUUGAGCAGAAUAUGUGUUUCCAGACCUCGCUUCACAAGCAGGAGCAGGCCAAGUCCUUUCUGCAUGACCAUGCAGCAGCCCUGUGUCCACUCCCCACAAUGUUCCAUCCAGCAGCUGUCAGCCACCCCACUGUGAUGGCAACCCGUCUCCCGAACUUCCAACCUGCUGAUGUUGCCGCUGGAGGUGGCUGUUUUGAAAAUGUCUCUCAAAUCUGCCAGUUCCUGCCUCCAGCUGGGGUUACUGGCUUCACUCCAAAAGCAUGCGACCGACCUACUCUGAAGCCUUACAGGGGCCACCAGUCGGAGGUGGUGAGAUGUGAGAAUUUUUCACGGCGGUCAAGGGCAGCGGCUCAUAGCCCAGAAGAUGCGUUUGUGCGUGAUCACCAACCCUGCACGAGCAACGGCCACUUCUCUGCCUUUGUAGACAGCUGCCCAGUGCAUGUCGCCAGGCAGCCUGACCAGGCUAGGCCACGUGAGCAGUUUCCUUCGAAUGGCGAAUUUGCCUUUAAACAACACGAUAUGUGUAAGUUUCAUCGCGGUUUGUCGCAUCACCUACGUUAGCACGGAGUCGGCCCAUAACAAGGAGAGGUUCGACCAUCGGGCUAACACUCACCAGAAGUCUUUGUGUCACCCGGAGCCAGCAAAGGUUCCCACACGUCCCCAGCCCUCUUUUUCUGCCUCGGAUUACAGUCCGGAGGAGUGGCAGUAUCCCCGAAUGUGCAUGUUUUGAACGGUAUUUGACAAGUGCGUAAUUGUUGCUAGCCAAACACUGCAUAUUGGCACACAUUCAUAACUGGCGGGAAGCAGUUGUUUUGUGAUGUGGCUAAGAAGUGUUCGUAUUUUGUAAAGUUGUAUGAACAUUGGAUUAAUUCACUUUACAGUAAUUUGUGAAAAGGUUGUGGAUCAAUUUAUUUAGCCGUAUGACCAAUUGUAGCAAUUGCGUGAAGAUGUGUCAUUACGAUUCCAAAUGUGUGCAGCUUAUGUAAUCUCAAACGUGAAGGGAGUCACAUUUUUAAACAAGCAUCCAUCUUUCAGUGAAGCUUAUACUUUAUAUUUGCCUAAAACUAAGGUAUUUAUAUACAUUUUUCGAGGAAUUUAUAAAAGAACUGAUUUAACUCGUACAUGAAUAAAUGGGUUAACAGAUUACCCAGGUUGCACCUGAUUUAGUUUGAUCUUAGAAACUAAGCAGGUUUGAGGCUGGAUGUGCUUGGAUGGGCAACCACCAUGCAUAAACCAAAGGCUGUUGUGGGGCUGUAUUGCCACCAGAGAUAAGUGCAGAAAUAGCCAUUGUGAUAAUGUACCAUGCUCCACCUUCAAGUUGUUCUGACCAGUGUGAUGAAGUUGGGUCAAAUAUCCCCAUGAUCCACACAGCAUGGGGAAGAGGCCCUCGUUAGCAGUGGUUUGACAAAAGGGCUGCACAUGUACAUUACAAGAGUACCAAUUGAACAAACUGUUGAGAUAUAAGAUAUACAAUGUAAUAUAUAUUGUCUUUUGUUACAUUUUACAAUCUAAUGCAUGAAGGUAAACUUGUUCUUAUAAGUUACUUUUACUAUUCGAAACAUUUAUGUGGCUGAAACCAAUGCAACAUCGCUAGCACUAUGUAAUUUGUUGAAUUUGUUUAAUGUAUAUGACAAUAUUUUUGUCGAUUUUUAUAAUAUAUUUAAAAGUGGAAGGAAAUAACAUAAAUCUUGAGAGUUUUGCUUAUGUUUAAAAUUAUUUAUUUUUGAAACCACAUGCUUUGAUGUUUUGCGGCUUUUGCCCAUGCAUUCCUGCCUGAUUUGCAUUCAACUGUCUUGUUAUUUCAGGAAGCAAUGCAUUGCUUGGCAGUGUGUUUGAUUUUAACUUGCUGUACGACCUUGGUGGAAUCUGAGUGGAGAAUGUACGCUUUGGCCAAUCAAAAUAGGAAGUCGACGCAUGGCCAAGACCAAAAGGCUUCGUUUAACUAGACAGAAUCCUCUUCUUGGUUCUUUUGGUAAAGUCACGUAGAAGGGAAAUAAUAAAAUAAAACAUAAUAUAAUUCUCACGACGUUUCGGCCACAACGCAAGCAGCCGUCCUCAGGUGAAUAACAGGGCUGCUUGCGUUGUGGCCGAAACGUCGUGAGAAUUGUAUUUUAUUAUGUUUUAUUUUUAUUAUUUUAUUAUUUCCCUUCUACGUGACUUUACUGAAAGAACCAAGAAGAUGAAUCCCUGCAGUCACGAAAGCUUUAAAUCGAAAUUUAGACAGAAUCCUCUUAAUCUUUUUUUUUGCAUCAGAUAUCCUUUUUGCGGAUAUAAAAAAAACUAAUUUUGUCACAUUAAUUGAACUUAAUUCACGUGCAAAAAUUAUGGUUAUCCAUUCAUCAUAUGUAAAAAAAAAUGUGCGUGGUUGUACCGAUCAACAUCGCGAAAGUGCGUCUGAAAUGGGUUUUGACUCGCAAAUACCACUUUGUUAAUACACCGAUUGGUGUAUUUUGAUGGGUUUAACCAAAUUAUAUUAGCCGAAAAUGUAGGUUUUCCUAGCCAACAUCAUUAACGUAACUGACCUGAUAUUAUUGCGAGGUGGCAGAGGAUUGUGCACCCGUUGCCAACAUUUAAUAACUAAGAGUGGACUAGGUAUUUGAUUUCGUCGACUAGACUAGAAUUCCUGAGAUAAUCUUUAACAGAAAUCCACUGGCUAAGACUUGACUCACGAUCUGCAAUUUGUUGUGAAUUUUCUUAAGACCAUGACUAAGAAUGCGCACUGUCGCCAGUUUAGAGAGAGAUCUGUGGCUCAUUUCAUUGACGUAGUAAAAAGGAAGUUGGCUAUAAUUGCAUCACGUUCCAAAGUAAAGGUGUCGGAACCACCACACCUCUUCGUCAUUACCAAGGCCGGAGGAAAUGUUUACUGAGAUUUAAGAGUUAUGUUCGUUGUGCUAAAACAUCAUGCAUUACAACCCCCUGUCUGUAUUACAUAACAUCGUGGGUAAAAUAAAAACAGGGUGAUUAAAUUCAGGGAAUGUAUAAGUAUGAGCAAGCCAGUAUAUUUCGAGCCUGUAAAUGAGUAAAUACACUGCUGCCGUUA